AUGCCCCUAAUCCAACUAGAGCCACAUCUGUUCACCAGCCUCCCCCGGCACCCAGAUCUUCAGGGGGAUGCCAACACCCAAGAUCUGCGGGAAUUCAUCCAGGCCACCCUGCUUGAAGCUCAGCCUCUUCUAAACCAGUUCCCGUCAACAUUGAAACCAGACUGCAAGCUGCGCUCUUCUGCACCUUCAACGGCAAAGGUGAAACUUUCACGGGGAUGGCGAACACUUCAAUCCCCUCAAGAGGGCCCAACCCCUAACAAGGAAUUCUGGGUAUGUCGCCAAAGCGACCACCUAGACUCCGAUCGUCUGCCUGGGACAGUCUCCCUAUGGGAAUUCCACGACGGGCUACGAUACAACCAUGCUGAGCACGAAAUGGAGUACACACCCAGUGUGACGAGCGUAAAGCAACUGCUGAAGUGGAACGAGCCGAGACAAUGGGAUCUCAACCAACCAAUUACCGUUGGAAACACGAACUACAAGCAUUUCGAGGUCGAACUCAAUCUUAUUGUCCACACCUUCCAUCCGCAGGCACUAAUCCGGCCCCGGGCCUUCAUAUCCUGGACUAUGUCGGCAACCUUCGCGAGCUCAUGCCCAGCACCCCAGUCCACCCCAAAUCACGGCUUUAUCACUGUACAGAUCCCUUUCUAUUUGACCAAACCCAUCAUCCCGGGAUCCCAGUACGAGGGACUUUAUGCGCAGAUCAUGGACGCCGUCCCGCAACGCGCAGUCUUCGCUUACUAUGCCAGUCUCGAGCGGGUUCAGCGUGUGCGGCCUCCUACCCCGCCAGCUCCGGGUCCGUCGGUUUCGACGGAUGUGAAUGCCCCUGCUACGAAUCCCGAGCGUUAUCUUCGAUGGACUAUGUUGACUACUUCUGAAGCCGGUGGGAAGAUUCCUAAGUGGGUUCAGCGGAGCUGGACGCUAGGUGGAGUGCCGCGGGCUGUUGUUUCAGAUGUGGGAUUGUUUAUUCGGUGGACUCUCGAGCGGAGGGAAGAGAGGAGGUUGGAGCAGGAUUCUCAAAUGGGGGAGGGCUAA
This is a messenger RNA of Penicillium crustosum, 1032 nucleotides long. RefSeq names its product SRPBCC family protein. The coding region runs from base 1 to 1032 and encodes 343 amino acids. The transcript is spliced from 2 exons. Lineage: Eukaryota; Fungi; Ascomycota; Eurotiomycetes; Eurotiales; Aspergillaceae. The record is from RefSeq and is a predicted model, not a curated record.